UCUGACGUGCGCAGUAGACCUGCCAGUGAGUCGUGGAAGCUCAAUAGUGGUGGAGCUAUAAUUUCUAACCUCUCUGAAGUGUCCGCAUUCCGAAUAAAACUCAUCGAUACGAUAUUCAAUUACUAAUUAACAUCAAAUCUCCAAUUAUGACUGAGGAACGAAAGGAAGUUCGUGUGUGGUGUGAUGGCUGCUAUGACAUGGUGCAUUUUGGCCACGCCAAUUCCUUACGACAAGCCAAGGCCUUGGGUAAUUAUCUAGUCGUCGGUGUCCAUACAGACGCGGAAAUCUCCAAACAUAAAGGGCCUCCAGUGUUCACCCAGGAGGAGAGGUAUAAAAUGGUGAGGGGAAUAAAGUGGGUGGAUGAGGUAGUGGAAGGCGCCCCUUACGUCACGACCUUGGAGACCUUGGACAAGUACAAUUGUGAUUUUUGUGUCCAUGGGGAUGACAUUACGGUGACUGCUGAUGGGGUCGAUACAUAUCACCUUGUGAAAGAGGCUGGUCGAUACAGAGAAGUUCAGAGAACCGCCGGCGUUUCGACGACAGACCUUGUAGGUCGAAUGCUGCUGAUGACCCGUCAGCACUUCAGGCGGGGUGACAGUGAAUAUAGUGUAGACCGGGAGCCGAGCAAAAGUAUGGGACAGGACCAAACAGCCAGGAGUCCGUGGACAGGCUGCUCGCAGUUUCUUCCAACGACCCAAAAGAUCAUUCAAUUCAGUGAUGGAAAGAGCCCUCAACCUGGCGACAGAAUUAUUUAUGUCGCUGGGGCUUUCGAUCUGUUUCACGUGGGUCAUCUUGACUUUCUGCAAAUUGCUAAAAAAGAGGGAGAUUACCUAAUCGUUGGCCUACACACCGACCCUGCUGUCAAUAGAUACAAAUGUGGAAAUUAUCCCAUUAUGAAUCUACAUGAGAGAGUGCUGAGUGUGCUUGCAUGCAAGUAUGUCAAUGAAGUUGUUAUUGGAGCUCCAUACGAAGUAACCAAAGAACUCAUGGAGCAUUUCAAUGUGUCAAUUGUAUGCCAUGGACAAACCCCAAUACCCACAUGUGAAGAUGGUGCUGAUCCUUAUGCAGAGCCUAAACGACAGAAUAAAUUCAAAAUUCUCGAUAGUGGUAAUGACAUGACCACAGAAAAAAUCGUUGAGAGGAUCAUUUUGCACAGCGUUUAAAUUGCAGGUUGGAAUUCGAGGAUAGAAAUUUAAUGAAGGAGAAAAAAGAGCGGGCAGUUUACGAAGCCUACGUCAACUCGCGAAAAGGGCCGACAUCAGAACGUAUAUAAAUAAUAAACAAAACAAAUCGAUUGAUUUAAAUCAAAUCUCAAAGGCAAGAGUUAUUUAUAAUUUCUAAAUUAUUGUAAAUAUCUUAUGUCGCGUGAGAGAUUGCUAGAAGGUUUUUUUUAUUUAUUGACAAUGAAAUUUGAUCUGCUAAAUUUCUUUCGAGUAAUCACUCAAAUCAAUUGAAACAAGACUUGAUUAUUGUAUUACAUAAAUUAAGGAAUAAAUCUAAUGGAUGAACUUGA
Molecule: messenger RNA, 1513 nt
Organism: Diachasmimorpha longicaudata
Lineage: Eukaryota; Metazoa; Arthropoda; Insecta; Hymenoptera; Braconidae
Gene: Pect
Product: ethanolamine-phosphate cytidylyltransferase
Exons: 6
Coding region: 147-1163 (338 amino acids)
Biological process (GO): phosphatidylethanolamine biosynthetic process
Cellular component (GO): cytoplasm
Molecular function (GO): ethanolamine-phosphate cytidylyltransferase activity
Source: RefSeq, a predicted model, not a curated record